This is a messenger RNA of Oncorhynchus masou masou (cherry salmon), 1496 nucleotides long. Its product is annotated as macrophage mannose receptor 1-like. The coding region runs from base 188 to 940 and encodes 250 amino acids. The record is from RefSeq and is a predicted model, not a curated record. NCBI's taxonomy places the organism in Eukaryota, Metazoa, Chordata, Actinopteri, Salmoniformes, Salmonidae. The transcript has a single exon.
CAGGAUAUGGCCAAUCAGAAAGCCUAUGAGGUAGAGCCAUGGAUUGGUUGGCAAGAUUAAGGAGGCACUCUGAUUGGUGGGCUGUGUGGACACAUGAGAGGGGGACAGUAGAGUAGCAGCAGGUUCAUAAUAUCAGCAGCAGCAGUGGGGUCAGCUCCGCUCCACACCUACUGAGCACUGGGGCAUCAUGCAGAGGAAGAGUAGCUUCACUGGUCUCCUCAUCACUGCUCUGUGUGCAGUGGCCUCUGGUAAACUCAGAGAAUAUCACUAUGUGUCUGAAGAGAAGACCUGGUCAGAGGCUCAGCAGUACUGUCGUGAGCACUACACAGACCUGGCCUUCAUCAGCAACCAGGAAGAAGUAGAUCAGCUCCUUCCCAUUUCAAGGGGUGAUUGGACCUGGAUUGGUUUGCACAGAGAUGUUAACGACCCAACAGGAUGGACAUGGUCAGGAGGAGAGAACUCAGCAUUUAGGUUUUGGAAGUCAGGAGAGCCAAACAAUGCUGGUGGCAUUGAGGACUGUGUCAUGGUACAGUGGGAUAUGGGAUGGAUGGAUUCGCGUUGCUCCCGGACACUCCCCUUCUUAUGCUACAAGGAGAAGCUGAUCCUGGUUCAGGAGAUGAAGACGUGGGAGGAGGCUCUGGAGUACUGCAGGGAUCACUACACCGACCUCCCCAGCCUGCUCUCUAAGACUGAACAUCUCCAGGCCCAGAGCAAGAUGGAGGGUGCCCAGACCGACCAUGUGUGGACGGGUCUGAUCUUCCUGGCCAGAGAAUGGCUGUGGGUGAACGGGGACCACCUGGAGUACCAGGCUUGGUCUGGCGGGGAGCUGCCCCACUGCCCCGCCCAAUACCUCCACUGUGGGACCCUCACCAGAGAUGAAAAGCACUGGGGAACCAGGAACUGUAAGGAGAGGAGGAACUUCCUCUGCUACAGAGCGUGAGCCCCAGAGGAGAGAGAGAUUACUGUAGUAGAUAUGAUUAUCUAUGGAUGCUCUCUACUUGUUACCAUUUAACGCUGUGAUUGGUUAUUCACUCUAUUUACUUGUUAGUGCAUAUAAACCUAUUGGGUUUAACCCACGGGGCGGCAGGUAGCCUAGCGAUUAGAGCGUUGGGCCAGUAACCAAAAGAUUGCUGGUUCGAAUAUCUGAGCCGACAAGGUGAAAAAUGUGUUGAUGUGCACUUUAGCAGGACACUUAACCCUAAUGUGCUCCAGCGGCGCCGUACUACUAUGGCUGACCCUGUAAAACAACACAUUUCCUGCACCUAUCUGGUGUAUGUGACAAUAAGACAUAUUUUUUUGUGUGUGGUUUCUACAAUAGUCUACUAUUUUUGUACCUGUAGAUACCGUGGUUAUGAUAGUGGGUGCUUUGUGUGCACAAAGACCAUAACACUGGGCACAUAUAACACUGGGCACAAAUGUCAGUUCAAUGUCUAGUUUUGAUAACAUUUAAUUGAGUUGGUAAUUAACUUUUUUUUUUACCAGGUCAUUCGAUUUAG